Molecule: messenger RNA, 1804 nt
Organism: Leguminivora glycinivorella
Lineage: Eukaryota; Metazoa; Arthropoda; Insecta; Lepidoptera; Tortricidae
Product: tethering factor for nuclear proteasome sts1
Biological process (GO): proteasome localization; nuclear protein quality control by the ubiquitin-proteasome system
Cellular component (GO): nucleus
Source: RefSeq, a predicted model, not a curated record
CGGACCCCGGGCGCCGGGACCCCGGGCGCCGGGACCCCGGGCGCCAGGACCCCGGGCGCCGGGACCCCGGGCACCCGCACCCCGCUGGCGCCCCGCACGGCGCCGCUGCAGCCGCUGGCCAACACGCGGCUGACGCCGAACGCGAGGGAGCGCUCGCCCGCGCUGCCGCCCGGGUACCUCAGUCCCGCCGCCUCGCCUGAUGAGCUGCUGAUACAACAGAGAGGUCGCAAGCGUCUCCCAGUGACGUGGUCGCCGGACAUCGACCUGAAGCGUCAGUCCUUCCACUCCACCGUGCGCACCCCGCCCCGCGCCUCGCCGCCCCGCGCCGGCGUCAACACGCGCUCCACGCCGCGCAAGCGCCUGCUGCUCGACGACAGGUCCCGCUCACACCGGAAAAGAGACUUCAGCGAUAUAACUACCCCGCAGAAAUUCAAAAUCACCAGCCCCCUCAAAGGCACCCCACCUAUCAAGCGCCCCCGCAUAGAGCGGACUCUCGAAGCGGACUUCAAAAGCCCUAUCGACAUGGCCUUGAAAGGUUUAAGCCCGACGCAAUUAAUCAACGUUAUCAAAACCAUCACUUAUAAACACCCAGAAAUCGAAAAGGAGAUACGCAUGGAAAUGCCCGUUCCCGAUCUAGCCCCGCUUGAAGAACGAUUGAGCUACUUAAAGUCGAACAUAUUUAAAAGCUUGCCGUCUUCCCGCUUGACGUCUAAAACCGAUUCGCCGGCGUACUCGCGCGUAGCGACACAUUUAGGCGCGUUCAAGAAGUGCGUUAUCGAGCAGGGGAACCUAGUCGAGUCUCAGCACUGGACUAGUGUUUUGGAGUACGUUUUCCUAGCUUGGAGCUACGCGCGGGCGACACCCGUGUGGGACCAUCCAUCCCAUAACGCGGCUAGGAAGCAGUGCUUCAAAGCGCUGGUCAACUUUUGCAUGAGCGCCUUAAAGAAGGGUACUUUCGAGAAGGAGUUUUUGAUAGACGUGCAGGAGAAACUGCAGGGCAUGGUGUCUGAUGCUGAGGAGAUACAGUCCUGCCUCAAACAUGUUCAAGGACACUUGCAGGAGUUUUGAUAUGUCGUAUAGAGAGGAGCCACGCACACAAAUACAAGUCAUAUACUUACAUGAUUUUUUUUAAAUAGCUUUUAUUUCCAAUAGCAGUUUGUGCUGCCUCAACCUGUCUAAAGAUUUGUUCUAUCUCCUCUCUUAUAAUUGCUUUCGUUCAAUAUUUGCAUUUAUUCGGAAUUUAGUAAUUAGGCAAAAUGUUUAGAUAAUUCUUUGAUUUUUCAUUAGUUAAUUGAAUGUCGCGAUUUAAUGAUUUUUUUAUUAUUGAACAAUCAAUUUGUAUCUUAUUUUAAUUGCCAUAUUUUUGAAUUGUGAUUUAUUCUAAACGACUGGUGUUGAAGAGAAUCAAGGAUAAUUAUAAUAAUGUACCUAAGUUUUGUCUUCCAUAUACGGAAGUGUUAUUUAAGUUGUUUGAUUCUUUUCGAAGCUGUGAAAAUGCCAAAUCUUCAGUCUUAGCAGUAAUAAUGUUUUUAAUUUUCCUUUAGAUGGUUUUUACUCUUGCAUAAUUUGCAAAGCCAAAUUUUGUAUGUUUUGACAAUCAAAAAUAUGUUGCUCAAGUAAUAUUUCUCAUAAAAGUAAGACUGACAUAUCAUUUUUUCAGUUUUAUGUUAAUGAAAUUUAAAAAUGUGCCUUAAUCUUAAUAAAUGUUAAUGUUUAAAUGUCUCUUAUUUGACGAAAUAUCGCUUGAUAUUGUGUAACAGUUUGUGUUCUAGUUUUAAGUAUUUUUACGCUUAAUAAAUCGUAU